AUGAGCAGGCUCUCUGAUCAGCAGUUGCGAGCACAGUGGCUCAGCAAGGCGAGCCCUGACCAGCGACAACAGUGGUUUAACAAGGCGCCACCAGACCAGCAACAAUGGUUCCGCCAAAUACAGCGUGCUAGACAGCAACAAGGACAGCAGCAGCAAGUACAGCGCGAGAGCAGUCAACACCGAGAGAAUGCGGCCCGGAGCCCUUCUAUCAACAACCUGAACGGACCGCGCAUGCUACCCACGGACGACGUCGCUCGCUACCAGAAAUCACCACCCAGACAGAGCCCUUCGCAUGUACAAAUGAAGCUGCCACCCUCAUCGACACGGCCAGGUUCAUCGCCAUCCGCGCACGCGGCAGCAUAUCCCACCAUGAACCAAAAGCGUCAAGCCACAGACGCUCCGGAAAGCGACAUGCAUGCAGGCAAGAGACAAAACACGAUGCAAAAUGCGAUGUCACCUCCUGCCGCGCCGUUCGCUCCCAUCGGUCAGACCAACGAUCCUCUCAACCCAGGGCCAUACAGUCGUAUGAGACCGGUUGCAUCAGCCAAUGGGAUUGCGGCAUCUGUCAACCGGAUGACCCCCGACGACAUCGCCCGAGACCGUCGCCUCCAGCAGGCCAAGCUCGCAGAGCAGCGCGUUCGGGCGCAACAGGCUCACGACGCCGAGAAAGCCCGCGAGCGAGAGAUCUAUAUUGCCGCCACCGCCGCAGCUCUCAAGCGUGAGCAAGACGACGCGCGAAGGGAGUUUCUGCGCAAGGACCCCAGUGCCAACUACCGUCACAUCCUUGAGGUAUACGCAUUGUCACCGCUAGACCCCAAGAAAGACGAGUACCCGAACCGGUACCUGACUGGCUUACUCGCGAACCGCGUCAUGCCCAUGGACCUCGAAUGCGACCUUGCGCUUGCGAUUGUGUAUGCGAAGGAUCACUGGGACUACUUUGGACAGUGGCCCAAGGACAUCGAGCGCUUUGCUGGCUAUGAAAGGGAGAGGAAGGAGAAAGCGGCAAAGGAUCGGGCUUAG
Messenger RNA from Alternaria arbusti, 1020 nucleotides. RefSeq lists its product as uncharacterized. The transcript is spliced from 2 exons. The coding region runs from base 1 to 1020 and encodes 339 amino acids. The record is from RefSeq and is a predicted model, not a curated record. Lineage: Eukaryota; Fungi; Ascomycota; Dothideomycetes; Pleosporales; Pleosporaceae.